AAUCCUAACAAUGUGCAUUGCAAUGUCGCAUAACCGCAGACGGGGGAGACGAUGAGCUCCGUCGCCCCGGAUCAAGCCGCUUCGGCAAGAUCAAGGGCCGCGUCAUCUCGCGCGGUUGUGCUUCUCGCCUUGUUCCUCGUCUCGUUUUCCGGCCAUGUCGUCCUUGCCGCCGGCCACCCUGAUUACGCCGAUGCGCUCGCCAAGUCGCUGCUCUUCUUCCAGGGGCAGAGGUCCGGCCGCCUGCCGCCGGACCAGGCCGUCACGUGGAGAUCCAACUCCGGCAUGUCCGACGGCUCGGCUGCAAAUGUCGACCUGACUGGCGGGUACUACGACGGCGGCGACAACGUCAAGUUCGGGUUCCCGAUGGCGUUCACCACGACGAUGCUGUCGUGGAGCAUCAUCGAGUACGGCGGGCGGAUGGAAGCCGCGGGGCCGGGGCGCGUGCUGCACGAAGCGCGCGCCGCGGUCCGGUGGGGCACGGACUACCUGCUCAAGGCGGCCAAGGCGACGCCCGGCAAGCUCUACGUGGGCGUGGGCGACGCCGACGCCGACCACCGGUGCUGGGAGCGUCCGGAGGACAUGGACACGCCGCGGACGGUGUACGAGGUGUCGGCGUCCGCCCCGGGCUCUGACGUCGCCGGGGAGACCGCGGCCGCGCUCGCCGCGGCCAGCAUGGUCUUCAAGGCCGCCGACCCGGCAUACUCCAGGCGGCUGGUAGCCGCGGCCAGGGCCGUCAUGGCGUUCGCGUGGCAGCACCAGGGGAAGUACAGCGACCACGUCGGCGGCGGCGUGGGUAACUACUACCCGUCCUACUCCGGCUACAAGGACGAGCUCCUGUGGGGAUCCGCAUGGCUGCUCUGGGCGACGAAGAACACCUCCUACCUCAACGACCUCAUCGCCCUCGGCGCCAACGACGGCAUCGACAUGUUCAGCUGGGACAACAAGCUCGCCGGAGCGCGCGUCCUUCUGUCACGGAGGGCUCUGGUGGACAAGGACAAGAGGCUGGACCCAUUCAGGCAGCAAGCAGAGGAGUUCAUCUGCCGGGUCCUGCCAAAUUCCAUCUCCCCAUCAUCCACAACACCCUACACCCCGGGCGGGCUGAUGCACCGUGCAGACAACGCCAACCUGCAGUACGCCGCCUCCGCAAGCUUCCUGCUCGUCACGUACGCCAAGUACAUGUCCGUCUCCAACCGCGCCUCCUUCUCCUGCCAGAACCAGAACGGCGGCCAGAACCAGAUCAGCGCCAGGACCCUGCGAGCCCUGGCCAAGAAGCAGGUGGACUACGUGCUGGGCGAGAACCCGCUGGGGAUGUCCUACAUGGUGGGCUACGGCGGCGAGCGGUCGCCGCGCAGGAUACACCACAGGGCGUCCUCGAUGCCGUCCGUGGCCGCGCGCCCCGCGCGCAUCGGCUGCCAGGAGGGGUUUGAGAGCUACUUCAAAGCUGGCGGCGAUAACCCCAACGUGCUCGUCGGCGCCGUUGUUGGCGGGCCGGACCAGAACGACGCGUUCCCCGACGACCGCGCUGACUACGCGCGGUCCGAACCCACCACGUACACCAACGCGCCCCUCGUCGGCUGCCUCGCCUACUUCGCCGGGAGCUACAAGAAUUAAUCCACGAUUACGGCGAGUUUUUUGACCAUGUAUCAUGCAUGGACUGAUGUACCUCCGUGCUUUUGUUUACCCCUGAUCGUUAUAAAGCGUUCGUGGGAAAUUGCAAGUC
Brachypodium distachyon (stiff brome) is the source of this 1720-nucleotide messenger RNA. RefSeq names its product endoglucanase 11. The record is from RefSeq and is a predicted model, not a curated record. The transcript has 4 exons. Gene Ontology annotation, biological process: carbohydrate metabolic process. NCBI's taxonomy places the organism in Eukaryota, Viridiplantae, Streptophyta, Magnoliopsida, Poales, Poaceae. The coding region runs from base 52 to 1611 and encodes 519 amino acids. Gene Ontology annotation, molecular function: hydrolase activity, hydrolyzing O-glycosyl compounds.